This is a messenger RNA of Triticum turgidum subsp. durum (durum wheat), 2010 nucleotides long. The record is from the annotation of a GenBank genome assembly. NCBI's taxonomy places the organism in Eukaryota, Viridiplantae, Streptophyta, Magnoliopsida, Poales, Poaceae.
AUGGCAGAGGCCGUGUUGGGGCCGCUUGUAGGGAGGCUGCAGGAGCUGGCGAUCAGCGAGGCGCGGGCGAUGGUGGCGGUGAACGACGACGUCCGGAGCCUCCGCGACAAGCUCAUGUGGAUGCAAGCAUUCAUCCGCGACGCUGAGCCGAGGCGGCGCACCAAGAACGACGAACUCAUCAGGGUCUGCCUGCAGCAGACCCGCGACGCCGUCUUCGACGCCGAGGACGCCGUCGACCAGUAUUUCUUUCGGGUCGACCUCUCCAGGUAUCCAAGUUGGAGUCAUACCAUCGUCAAGAUCUCGCGUGACUUGUUCACUCAAGUGCGCGUGCGGAGCGACCUUUCAAAGAGGAUCAAAGUGAUCAACAGAAGGCUUGAGAGCAUCGUUGAGAACAAGGGAAAGUAUAAAGUCGACGAUGGAAGUGAAACCACACCAGUCACCACUUGGAGACCAUAUACUGCCAUCUCAGUUACUAGUGAAAAGUUAGAUGAUUUUGAGCUACCUUUGGUGGGACGAAAUGACCAACUACAUAAUAUGGGGUGUAUGCUUAUUUUGGAAGAAACUGAGCUCCCGCUGGUGAACUCUGGAACAAGAAAGACUGAGAACCCAAUGGUGAUCUCUGUGAUAGGAAAGAGUGGUGUUGGCAAGACAAAGCUGGUGAAGGAGAUCUACGAGAAGCACUCAACCAAGCGUUAUUUUGACGUGAAAGCAUGGGCGACCUGUGCACCCAAUCUUAGUGCCUUCAACAUCAUGAAGUUGAUCCUUCUGCGUUUGACAGAGGGCCCUGUUACAUGCUCUAAAGAAGAGGAACUCCAAGGAAAACUGGAGGCUAUGUUGAAAGGUCUUAAGUACUUGUUGGUUAUAGACGGGGAAGUUAGCAGUACAGAAUGGAACUACCUGUUAUCUAUCCUCGCAAAGGACAAGGACAAUGUCAAGAGCAGAGUAGUGAGAAUCACACAGGCAACCGAUCUAGAAUCACCACCAGACCCCUUUGUAGAAAAAAAUAUUAUGCUUCAGCACUUUAAUGAACAAGUCAAAACUCUUGAGUUGUUCCUGGCAACACUGUUCAUGGAUGAGAAAGAGAAACACAUUGGCAAUCUGGAGAAGAAGGAAGAGAAGCAUCUCGACGGUCUUGAGAAGAAGGAAGAGAAGCACAUCUAUGAUAUUGGGAAGAAGAAAGAGAAAAAUGACAUCGAUCUGAAGAAGGAGGAAUUCAUAAGACGUCGUGCCAAGUUCAUCUUUGAUGUUACUGGUGGUUUACCAUUGGCGAUUGUGCUUUUAUCUGGCCUUUUGCGGACCAAGGAGUACCCUGGAGAAUGGAAGAAGGUGUUCAAGCACCUCAAGAGCAACUUAACUGAACGGAAGCGGUUGGACAUCAUACUAUCCAUGUGCUUUGAUGACCUUCCACAUGACCUCAAGUCUUGCUUCCUCUACUUUUCCGGCUUCCCGGCAAACACGCUCGUCAAGGCACGCUCCUUGGUGUGCAUGUGGAUGGCGGAAGGGUUCCUGAUACCAAAAAAGGGCAAGACAAUGGAGAAGGUGGGUGAGCGCUACUUGCAUGAGCUGAUCCAUAGGCGCCUCAUGAACCUUCCACCACUGGAGAAUGCCGCUCGUGGAGAUGAGCGUGUCACCGUCCAAACCAGAGUCCAUGACUUCUUGGUGGUCGAGGCGCAAGAGGCGAACUUCAUGGAGAUCCAUAGUGGUGAUGAUGUACCCACACUGUCCACUGCUCGUCGCCUUUCCCUGCAGAACCAUAUGGACAAGUAUGCUGCUCUAGCUGACCCUUUGCCCAAGUUGCGAUCCAUCUUGUCCAACUUUGAGAAAGAAGAGCACCAGACCCAGACCAAGGAAGCCAUCAAGACCAGUGAUGACAUACAGAAGCUCUUGAAAAGAUCUCGGUUCCUCCGUGUCAUCUACCUGGACGGCCUCGAGAUAGGCAACAAGUUGCCCUCAGAAAUAGGAAAGGUGAUGCACCUGCAUUACCUUGGCAUCACCUCAUGCUCCCUCUAG